Messenger RNA from Lachancea nothofagi CBS 11611, 1356 nucleotides. The record is from the annotation of a GenBank genome assembly. NCBI's taxonomy places the organism in Eukaryota, Fungi, Ascomycota, Saccharomycetes, Saccharomycetales, Saccharomycetaceae.
AUGUCACUUGAAAAGUCCAACUCUCGGACAUUUAGUGGAUGCUGGGCAUGUCGAUUCAAGAAAAGACGUUGUGACGAAAGGAAGCCAUUUUGUUCACUAUGUAUGCAGCACGGUGACAAGUGCAGCUACGAUGUACGGCUAAUAUGGCAGCAUGACAACAUCUUUUCGGUGAACUCUGCGAAAGAGCUGGUCUCUUGGAAGAAAUUGAAAAAUCUGUGCAAGAAGCCCAACAGAAACCGGAUCUCGAAGCGAGAAUUUUGUCAAAUGACCCAAUUUCGCCAGCUAUCACCGCCCAAUUCAGACGACGAAAGCGUUGACCGGAAUGAAGGUUUCAUUGUUUCUGAAAAUUGUCAAACCGGUACCUGCAACGACGUAGUCGGCAACAAUGAAAACAAUGAGGACAAGUCUACUUCUUUCACCAUAAGCGUACGGAGACUCAAAAUAUACGACAACGUCCUUGAGUGCGUUCACGGCAAGGAGAACAAAAAGUAUGGGCAAAAAUAUGUGAACGAACAGUUAUCCGCAUUGCUGUCUAAACUCGAAGACGACAGCCUAUCGCCGAAAAAAACCCACAGUGGGCCGUUCGGUGUGUUCAAGAGCUGUCCAUGUGCUUUACCCAGUUCGAUGAAUGCGAAGCCGGAUUCUGCACCUCUUCUGCGUCGCAAGUCCGAUUCCGUCUACAGUCUCCCUUCAAGUUUACCAGACACACCGAUAUCUCAGAGUGCUUCUGCACGCCCAUCUACAACCGAUGUUACUAUAGAAUUCCUUGCAUGCCGUUGGCCAAACUUGCUACUCGCGAACGGCUCUAAUUUUUGUCUACAACAAACAGCGUACGUUAAGUGGCUUACUCCUCGCAUUAGAAACAUGGUUCACUCCUUGAACCCAGAAUUUCUCGAAGAAGUGAUGCAAAAUAAUCUGCAGGCAUCUAAAUGGCUACCCAUAAUUCCUCAGUUCUCGAUGGAAUGCCAGGCAUUGUACUUGCUGUUAAUAGUUAUGGCAGACACCAAACAGGAUUAUGUGGAUUAUAUAUCACGUUGGGUUCAGGCUCAGACCAAGGUUUCAUAUCUCGCAUUUCCAUUGAUCGCUUAUUCAUUGAACCUUAACACAAACAUCACCUUCCUCAUUCACUGUCAUGAACUUUUAUCAGAGGCCGGUCUGCAGGAUUUAUAUCAGUACGACUUGACAUCAAUGUUGAAAAUCAACACUGUAAGACUGAUUUUGCAGCACUGGAGUAAUCUGAUGAUGGAUCAAAUCUGUCAAUGCAAAGACACAACACAUGCUGAAAUGCAAUUGAAGUUCUGGGAAUUACAGUUGCAGUGCAACGAAGAAUUCUAUAGAGAUAUUUGCCUGGCUUAG